This is a messenger RNA of Terrapene triunguis (Three-toed box turtle), 1022 nucleotides long. RefSeq names its product progesterone receptor membrane component 1 (gene PGRMC1). The record is from RefSeq and is a predicted model, not a curated record. The transcript has 3 exons. Bases 73 to 639 code for a protein of 188 amino acids. Gene Ontology annotation, cellular component: endomembrane system; membrane. NCBI's taxonomy places the organism in Eukaryota, Metazoa, Chordata, Testudines, Emydidae.
UGCUGGCCGCUCCUCCCCGUCCCCGCUGGCCGCUCAGAGGCAGCCCGGCGAGCCGCGGAACCAGUCGAGCCCAUGGCCCAGGAGGACGAGGCGGCGGCGGAGGCGGAGAGCGGCGGGCUCCUGCUGGAGAUCCUGAGCUCGCCGCUCAACCUGAGCCUGCUGGGCCUCUGCCUCUUCCUGCUCUACCAGAUCCUGCGCGGCGAGCGGCCCCCGCGCCAGCCCGACGCCGCCGAGCCGCCGCCGCCGCCCAAGCUCAAGCGCCGCGACUUCACCCUGGCGCAGCUGCGGCCCUACGACGGGGUGCAGGACCCGCGCAUCCUCAUGGCCAUCAACGGCAAAGUCUUCGACGUGAGCCGCGCCAGGAAGUUCUACGGGCCCGAGGGCCCAUAUGGAAUUUUUGCUGGAAGGGAUGCAUCCAGAGGUCUUGCCACAUUCUGUCUGGAUAAGGAGGCUCUGAAGGAUGAAUAUGAUGACCUGUCUGAUCUCAACGCUACGCAGCAAGAGACCCUGAGAGACUGGGAAUCACAGUUCACUUUUAAGUAUCACUACGUUGGCAAACUGCUGAAGGAAGGAGAGGAACCCACCGUAUACUCAGAUGAAGAAGAAAAAGAAGAUGCUAAAGAUCAAAAGAGAGACUAGAGAAUGCAGUGAGGAACAAUAUUUUUGUAUCUUAAGGGACCAUUUGUAACAUUCCAGUUCUGUUUUACAAGUUGUAACAUCAACAGUAGUUAGGAAAGGUACAGACUUGCUGUGAAUUGGAUUGCUUUUAAAAACCAUUCUUAAUCUAAAUUUACCAGUAACAUAAACAAGAUUAAAUUUCUUCCAUAAAAACUGCAUGACCUAACAUUCUGUAGGACAAAAAGCACCAGGACAGUGCAAAAGUGAACUGCAACUUUGUACUAAGAAGUUAUUUCUGUUUUUCUUCCAUCAGAGUAGGUUGAAAUCAAAAAAUCUUUUAUUUAAUGGCUAAGGCCCCAAUCCUGCAAACACUGAAGCAUAAGAGUAACUUUACACAUGAGUAG